CAAACUCUCCGCGGUGAGGGUGUACCCGCUCUGUUCAAAGGUGCCGGUUGUCGUGUUCUCGUCAUGGCUCCGCUGUUUGGUAUUGCACAAAUGGUCUACUAUUUGGGUGUUGCUGAACGGUUGCUUGGCUAUCCACGAAUGUGA
Echinostoma caproni is the source of this 144-nucleotide messenger RNA. Lineage: Eukaryota; Metazoa; Platyhelminthes; Trematoda; Plagiorchiida; Echinostomatidae. The record is from the annotation of a GenBank genome assembly.